This is a messenger RNA of Racocetra persica, 128 nucleotides long. The record is from the annotation of a GenBank genome assembly. NCBI's taxonomy places the organism in Eukaryota, Fungi, Glomeromycota, Glomeromycetes, Diversisporales, Gigasporaceae.
AUCCUUACAAGUUUCAGGGAAAAGAUGAGAACGAUAAAUGCUAUGGUUUUUGGAAGGCUUUUACGGAAUUGUUAAAAAGCAAUCGUCAACAAUAUAGUCAGGAAACCAUUACUGCUCUCGAGCAGUGA